CUCGUGGUCACGCGCAACAGACCAAGUUCAGCCGAUAGCCGGUAAUUAUCUCGUCGAGACAUUAGGAAUGAGAUAACGAUUGCGAACGCUCAAUGCGAGGGGAGAUUAGUCGCCUAAAUCGCCGGCGCCGGUCGUGAUUCGCGAGAGCGAGAGGGAACUGUAGUCUUUUAUUUUUUUUCUUCUCUCGUUCGAAACUUUCGGAGGUUAACCAUGCUGCGAGUGCUCGGUCGUACAAUGCGCUCGGCGCAGCUCCUCGGGAGGAGCACGAAGAUCGCUUGCGCGACGAGUGCGAGGCAUCUGAAUCUGCUGGAGUACCAGAGCAAGGAGCUGCUGCGGGACUCCGGCGUGUCGGUGCAGAACUUCGCGAUCGUCGCCGACCUAACCCAGACGAGCUCCGCCUUGGAGAAGCUACACGCUGACGAGUUUGUUAUUAAGGCCCAGGUCUUGGCCGGUGGUCGUGGUAAAGGCCGGUUCGACAAUGGAUUCAAGGGAGGUGUACAUCUCACCAGAGACCGUAAUGCUGUUGCAAAUUACGUGAAGAGUAUGUUAGGUCAUCGUCUCAUCACGAAGCAGACCUCGGAGGACGGCAUACUGGUGCAGAAAAUUAUGAUAGCCGAGUCGGUGGACAUCGCGCGCGAGACCUACGUCUGCAUUCUCAUGGACCGCCAGCACAACGGCCCGGUGCUGAUAGCGUCGCCGGCGGGUGGCAUGGACAUCGAGGCGGUCGCCGAGAAGCAUCCCGAACAGAUCAAGACCGUCCCGUUGGACAUUUAUCACGGGAUCGACGACGAGAUAGCGAGGGACGUGUCCGUUUUCCUGGGAUUCUCCGCCCCGGAUAUUCUCGACAAGGCCGUGUACGAGUUGAAAAACCUGUGGAAAUUAUUUGUGGACAUUGACGCGCUGCAAGUCGAGAUAAAUCCAUUGGUGGAGACGACGGACAAGCAAGUGGUAGCGGUGGACGCGAAAAUCGCGUUCGACGAUAAUGCCCAAUUCCGACAGCAGGACCUGUUCUCCUUGGAAGACGUCAGCGAAAAAGAUCCCAGAGAGGUGGACGCGUCGCGAUUUAACUUGAAUUACAUCGGUAUGGACGGUAACAUAGGAUGUUUAGUGAAUGGAGCUGGCCUAGCCAUGGCUACAAUGGAUAUUAUCAAGUUGAAUGGAGGAUCGCCAGCUAAUUUCUUGGAUGUUGGCGGUAGUGUGAAAGAGGACCAAGUCUUCCAGGCGUUUAGAAUCCUCAGUGAAGAUCCAAAAGUUAAAGUCAUUCUCGUCAACGUUUUUGGAGGCAUCGUUAAUUGUGCAACAAUAGCGAAAGGAAUUAUCGCAGCAUCGCGAAACUUAGGACUUAAAAUACCGCUUGUUAUAAGGCUGGAAGGUACCAAUGUGGCAGAAGCGAAAAAAGUUUUGUCCGAAUCUGGAUUGUCCAUUCUUACAGCGAAUAAUUUGGACGAGGCGGCGAAAAAAGCGGUAACUUCUGUAAAAGCAUAAUCGUAUCAGUACGACGAUACGCUGGCUUAUAUUUAUCUAAGACUGGAAACUAGUUUUAAUGUAAAGAAACAAUAACUUCACGCAUCCUGGAAUAGGGGGGGGGGGAGAGGAUAGGGAAUUGUUUAUAUAACUUUUUCAUAAUAGAAUAUCCCACGUGAAUAUUGUUAUAUCGAUUGUUUUAUAUAGCAUUUGAUUUUUAUGUAUUUGCAUACGUUUAAAUACGCGUGUAAAAUGCUGCGUAUUGUUAUAUAAUUUUUGAACUUUAUCUUCGAUUAUUUGUAGUGACAUAUACCUUCCGCUUGCACUUCUAUUAAUAAUACAUUGGAUUAAUAGAAGAUUACAAGUAGCUACUUUUGCUAUUCUAUAACGCAUGAAGUAAGGUCAUAUUGUUACUAGAAUUUUGAAACUCAUUUCAAUUCUGUUAAAACGAGAUCGGAAUGUGUAUAACUAUAUUGUAUUUGUGUAAUCGUUUGAAUCAUUGAUUGAAAUAUUUAACGUUCAUAAAUUUAGAAGUUAUGAACGUUAAAUAUGGAUUAAUGUUGGAUUCUGAAGUGAUAUUGAAUGCAGAUAUAUAGAGGUUUUUUUUAUUUAGAGUCUCAGUCUUGUAUCUUCACAGUUUAUUUUACAGUUAAUUCGAAUGAUGAACUGUAUAUGAUUUCCGUUUGCUUAUUGUUAUUUUAUUGUAUGUGAUUAAUUUAUUAUGCGAUUAUACUAUUUGUUUUUGCGAGCCACUGUUAAAUGAUAAACAGAUAAUUGCAUUAUUCCACAUAGUUGAA
Molecule: messenger RNA, 2261 nt
Organism: Wasmannia auropunctata (little fire ant)
Lineage: Eukaryota; Metazoa; Arthropoda; Insecta; Hymenoptera; Formicidae
Gene: ScsbetaG
Product: succinyl-CoA ligase [GDP-forming] subunit beta, mitochondrial
Exons: 6
Coding region: 211-1485 (424 amino acids)
Biological process (GO): succinyl-CoA metabolic process; tricarboxylic acid cycle
Cellular component (GO): mitochondrion; succinate-CoA ligase complex
Molecular function (GO): ATP binding; succinate-CoA ligase (GDP-forming) activity
Source: RefSeq, a predicted model, not a curated record